CUGUCAGUCGUCGCCAGCGAGUGGUCGCGGGUGGACGUGUGUCUUGAGCUCUGUACCCGCGCGUGGCUCAGCUUGGAGGCUUCAACCAUGAGUGAGGAGAGCGGCCACUUGUUCGCCCCCGUCUGCCGUACUGCGCGUUUCUGUGAGCGAUUCCCCAUGGAUGGAUAGUUCGUGUUUUGCAACGAAGGGAGAAGAGUGCGUGCGCGGUGAUUAGAGGAUCGAGUGUGUGUGUUUGUGUAUAUAGUUGAAAGAGAGGGCUUCGGAUACUGUCGCCCAAGAACAACCCUCCGAAACACGCAUCUUUAUUUGGUCGGCCCGCGCGGAUUUUCGACCUUGCAAGCCCGUGCAAUAAGGAGGGCACCGCGGAGGAUAUUUGCAACCAAAGAUUCCCCUCUUGAGAGAAGGGAAAGAAAAUAAAGAUAAAAAAAGAGAGGCUGCGCUGAGUCCAUGUGAGGGACACAGACAGCAGUCGUCGCUUCUUCCAUUCUAGUCACACUCAGCGGGAGUAGUCAGCAGGCAGAGCAGGUUAUCCCUCUCUCCCUCCUCCUCUUUGCCGCCCACCUGUGCAAUUUACACGCCCGCGUUUCUCUAGUCAACACCCACCACGCCCAUCAGAAACUACCCCCCACACGCCCCAUAUCUCCUCGAGUACCCACACGUCUCCCUCAGCCUCACCUUGAGUGUAUCCCCGCGUUGAUACGUCGAGUGUGCUCCAAAUAUUCUAGUCUCUCCUUCUCUUUCGACGAGGAAUUCAAGAAAGGAGAAAAAAAAAAAAUAGGAACCGAAUUGCUUUGUGUAAUAGAUUAAAUAGUUUAUGAUUAUAGAUAAGAGAGAUAUUAUAGUUAAAACUAUAUCUGACGAUUAUUUAGUCACUCUUAGUUCGUACUGGUACUAGUGACUAACGUUAAGUGAUCGCGAUUUUAAGACACUAAGAAGAGAAAAAAAAUCGUCACCAUGAAAUACGGAGAUAAUUUCGUGCGUUCCAUGCGCCGCUCUCUGCGCAUUAAGAAGAGCAAGAGCGUCACCAUCACCAACAAUAACACCAUCAAGAGGAAAUCAGACUCGUUCGUCAACUCUCAGGAAUGGACGCUGUCCCGCGGCGUGCCCGACCUGCGGCUGGGCAUCGUAGGCUCGCUCUCCUCCGGCAAGUCCGCCCUCGUGCACAGAUACCUGACGGGGUCGUACAUGCAGGAGGAGAGCCCCGAGGGAGGCCGCUUCAAGAAGGAGAUCGUGCUGGACGGACAGAGUUACCUGCUCCUCAUCCGCGACGAAGGAGGCCCGCCGGAACUGCAGUUCACGGCAUGGGUGGACGCGGUGAUCUUCGUGUUCAGCCUCGAGAACGAGUCGUCCUUCAAUGCCAUCUACAACUACUACGCGAAGAUGGCACACUACCGCAACACGACGGAGGUGCCGCUCAUCCUCGUGGGCACUCAGGGUAAGUGUGGAAGGCGACGUGCUUGUUCGCGUUGUUUGUUUGUUUUGUUUGUGUUUCGUUGGUUGGGGGGGAGGCUGGGUUGGAGUCUGUUGUUUUUGUUUGUUUUUCCCUUUCUUUUCUUGUCUGUCGCCGUCGGAUCACGCAUGACAGGAGGCACGUGGCAGGAGGCUCCUGAGAUGGGCGAGUCGGAGCGUUGCCUCCUGGCGUCGCUGCAGCACGGCGGCAGAAGCCCACAGCGGGAGGUUAUCUUUCAUUUUGGUUGCUGGUGA
Molecule: messenger RNA, 1704 nt
Organism: Penaeus chinensis
Lineage: Eukaryota; Metazoa; Arthropoda; Malacostraca; Decapoda; Penaeidae
Product: centaurin-gamma-1A-like
Exons: 5
Coding region: 955-1704 (249 amino acids)
Cellular component (GO): nucleus
Molecular function (GO): GTPase activity; GTP binding
Source: RefSeq, a predicted model, not a curated record